AUGGAGACUAGAUGUAUAUACCUUCUAUUGAGCCAAUCAUUGAACCCUAAACCACUUGGCGAAUAUAGACAGGAGCAAGAUAGCCAUAAGCAGCCUAAAAGAGUCAUUAACAGAGGAAGCGAAACUGCUAAAAGUGUUUACGAAAAUGCAACCAAUAGGCUUGGAAGUAACAAACCGCCAGAAGAAUUUAAGGUGAAGAUCUCGAGCAAUGCUGUUUUGGAGUCACGACAAGAAAAGAUUAAGAUACACUACAAAGACUCUAUCCAAAAAAAAUUAUUGAAUUUGAAUAGGUCAACUUGUUCAAAGAGAGCCUCUGAAAUCUCAGCUGAUAAUAAAGACUCCCUGAGAUCUGAUUACGUCCACUUUAACCCGAAUAAAGUCGGUUAUCUCAAUCCAAACAUUGAAAAGAGAAAAAGAGCAUCUGAUCGGAUAAAGAAGGCUGACUCUAAUUCACCAGGACAAAAGAAGUUACAAUUAGACAAACUGGAUACAUUCCAACUCACAAAAGGUAGAUAUACCCCUGGAAACUUAAAAAGAAGGACUAGGGUUCUUGCCUAUCAACCUACUGACCCUAAAGAGCAAUUCUUUAAAUCAGUCAAGGAGAAAAGGAAGAAUUUUAAAUUCUACCAAAAUAAACUACUUGAAAAGGUCCAUAGAGUAGAAUAUAAGAUAAAAGACAAGAAUCUGAGCCAUUCAGUCCUUAUCGGCAGUCAAAACUGGGAUCCAAAAGUCGCUUAUGUAGACUCUAGUUCCCAUCAGAGCAUCUCUAAAAGACUAACCAGGAGCAAAGAGAGGUCAAGGCAGAAAUUUCCUCUAAAAUAAUCUCAACAACUCAGUCCAACACAUCGCCAAAGAAGUCCCAAAUGCAAGCGAGUACUUAGAUCGACAACUGAAGAGGUCCUUCUCCGCUGAAGGUAGCCGAAACAUCUUAUGUCAAAAGAAAGGCUGCUUGGAGCCAUUUCAAAAUGCUUCAACUGAACCUCAGAAAAGGAAAAAGAGAGUAGUUAAGCUUAAGAAGAGAAGAAAGAGAACUAAAACCAGGAAUAUUGCUAACCCAAUUGAUCAUAGACGUAAUACUUUUGGGUCAAUGACAUUACAAGAUUUGAAUUAUUAUGAAAGGAAAUAUAUCACAAAAGGAGCAUCAGAAAAAGGACCACCUAGCCCUUCCCAUUAUUGCAAAAUGGCCAUAUCACGUCUAAUCCGGACCCAAUGGAAAAAGAACAAAGGAUACACGUCAAUUUUCGAAAAACGAGAUCACUACAAAUAAGCUCAACGCCACGGCAUCCAAACUACACCCCCCAGCCCGUCCACCCUCCACAACCCCCCAAAUCCCCAACCCUCUCUCCCUCCUCGGCCAAGCAAGCCCCUUCCUAACCCUCCUAGAAAUAAACCUCUGGCCCUCCCCACCAACCCCUCCAAAUCCCCAGCCAAGGCCAAGUCCAAAGCCACCCUCAAGAACAAACUUUCUAAAUUCGACCGUAUCUACAAGCCUAUGCUCAAAACCUACCAAAAUUACGAAGCCCAUGACAAACAUGACAAGACUACAGUCAUCAGUAAAUAAGCCACGAAGGAAUUCAAGAGUGCUGUCGGAAGGGAAAGACACGAAUUAUAGGAGAGAUGAUACGGAUAAAUAUCAUUUUUAUGAGGAAAAUAGAGAGGAAAAGAAAAGUAUAGCAGAUGUAGAUGUGUAUAUUACGCCUAAACAAGAUGUUUGUUAUGAAAAGAUAAAAUGUUCGAUCAUGAGGCUUGAAAUUUAAGCAAGAGAAUAGGUUCAGGAUAUAAUGCAGAUAUUCAGUGGUGAUGGAUUAGUAAGAUCCCUUUAAGAACUAAGUCGAUAAAUAUUAUUUUGAUAAACCAAACUUAUGAUAAA
Moneuplotes crassus is the source of this 1870-nucleotide messenger RNA. The record is from the annotation of a GenBank genome assembly. Lineage: Eukaryota; Ciliophora; Spirotrichea; Euplotida; Euplotidae.